AUGCAGAGCUACUCUUCAUCUUCCACAUCGCUCCACGAGCAAGCAGCGGACAAAAAAUCCAAGCGCAAGCUCUUGAACCGUCUCACUCUGCGACCGAAGACGGCGCCGACGUCGAACCGCAGCAGCGCCUUUGGAGCUUCGCAGUCGGUGACGUCGCUCGCUCUGUCAGCCGAUGGUGACAUGCCCAGCAGCCGACGGGCGCUCGACAUGUUCUCUUCAAGCCGCACUGUCGACGCGUACGCAACGAUGCCAUCCACACCCAAGUCGCCCAAGUUCUCCCGCUCCAAGUCGUCACAUGAUGUCCGCUCUGCGCCUUCCACGCGCUCGACGUCGGCAUCGGUAGCGGCGAUGGGCUCGACAGUUGCGCCACCCGUUCCAGCGGUCCCCAAGACCUACCUGAUCUCGGACGAAGUUUUCGUUAUCGCAGCACCUCCCGCCAAGCUUUCCGAAAAGCACGCUUCGGUGAGGAUGAGCAAGAGCUACAGCUCACCCUCCUCCCAGUCGAUGGCCCUCUCCUCCUCGACUCAAUCAUCGGGAAGCUGGGUCGAGAACCUUGGCACGCCCGCUCCGGAAGAGGUUCCGGAUUUCGAAGAGGCUCUUCUGUCGCUGACGCCCGAAGAGUCGGAGGACGCCGGUCGAUCGAGCCUCGACGCGAUCGACGACCAGAUCGUGCUCAACCUCUGCCUCAACCUCUACGAGGAGGUGACGCCCGUCGAGUCUGUCCCUUCCUCCGAGAGCGGUGAUCUCACCCCCAAGAUGGAACGAUUCCACAGCCGGGCUGGCAGCGAGACCGCUACACCGCCGGUCCCCUCGAUCCCGGCCAAGCACGCCCGUCGGCACACACGCACCGCCUCUGCGCCUCUCUCUCUUGGCCCCCUGCCCCCGCAGCCCUCGCAGCCACCCACCCAGGCGGUGCUGCGCAAGACUGACGAUCUGAAGAAACGCUACUCCAAGCAAAGCCCCACUGCCUUCUCCGUCCCGCGCUUCGCCGAGGUCUCGCGCUCGACACCUGGCACGCCCAAGCUGGACAGCAUUUCCGAUCUCAAGCAUCUCGAGCUGGAUCUGUCGCUCGAUUCACGCAUGGCGAAGCGCAAUCAUCAGAGAUCGCUCUCGCGCGCUGCAUCGGCGACCAAGCUCGAGACGUCCUACUUUGAUCUGCCGCCGCAAGCGCUGGAGGAGGAGGAAUACAUGGUCUCGCGCUGGUCCGAGGAUUCGGAUGGUGAUGAUGCCCGACGUAUUUUCUCACUGCUUGGGAGCGUCAAGUUGCCAUCGGUCUUCUCGCACUCGAACAGCGAUGUUAGGAGUGGUGGAUCCAAGACACCGGAAAUGAUCGCCGCUCGCCACUCCUCCUCCUCCUCGACGUCGUCCUCGGUGUCGGACCUCAGCGAGUUGACCCCGACAGUGAGCAAGGAAGAAGUGUUCGACUUCUCCCGUCAGUCCUUGGACUACAGGACCGUGUACGCCCUCGCCCAGGCCUAUGCUAAAACUUCGACCCCAAGCCAGAAGAGGCAACCCUUGACGAGAAGCGCCUCCCACCGCGGACCCGAAGUCAAGAGGAAUUUCAGCAAAGCAUUGAGGACUCAAGAUCCCCUCGAUCGCUCAUACCACCUUCGCAAAUAG
Messenger RNA from Kalmanozyma brasiliensis GHG001, 1620 nucleotides. RefSeq lists its product as uncharacterized. The transcript has a single exon. The record is from RefSeq and is a predicted model, not a curated record. Lineage: Eukaryota; Fungi; Basidiomycota; Ustilaginomycetes; Ustilaginales. Bases 1 to 1620 code for a protein of 539 amino acids.